CCAAUGAAAUAUCGGCAUACAGGUAACGUAGGUACAGCGGGGAGGAAGAACGGAGAUUGAAGGAAGGAAGGUCCUUGGCUUUUGCGAGGGAUCUCAAUUAUGUUCUACAAAGUCAGGUUAAAGAUAUAUUCUGAAGAAGAAAAACAUUCAUAUCUCCUCUUCAUCAAGACGUAGAUUUAUCCUUUUGACUUAGAAAUUAAAUCAACAAAUUCAACAUGGGACUGAAAAGAAAAUUUGAUGAACCUGCAGAAACUGGAAUUUUUCAGCGACAGUCAAUACUAGAUAUUUCAAUGUUCAAACUGCAAUCAAGUCCUGUGAAAAGAGUUGAACCUUCGCUUUUAAGAUCUGUUCUCAUUCUCAAUACACUGAAACACAUUGAAGUUGAACUUCAAAAAGAUGGAGUGCAGUCCAGUUUACCUGACAGUGCUUCUUUUUCACUAGAUGACAAUUCUGACAUUUCAAUGGACAUUUUACCAGAUUUACAUGCAACUCAUGAUCAUAUAUUGCAAAAUGACACAAAUGUGCUAAAUACAUCGAAGGCAACCACAAGUCCACUACCACCAAUAGAAACUUUUGUAGAACUAUCCAAUGUUUCUUGUACUGGACCGAAUGCAUUGAAACCUCAUGAUGAUAGAACAAGGUGUGAUAAAAGUGACUUUUUCCAAUCUCAUCAGUUUCAUUCAGCAUCACCAAUAAAAGUGGAAGACAUGUUAGCAGAUUUAGAUUUCUCACAGACAGAUUUUGACAUUUUCUCAACUCUUGCCUCAAGCAUGAAAUUGACACCUCUUAGUGCUGAAGAAGUUAUACAUUCGUUCCCUGUUCACUCAAAUGUCAUCACAGAAAGUUAUGCAUCUUUGUUCAAUGCCUCAGUAAACAGUUCUACAUGUAAGGGUGAAGUUCUUCCAGAAGAAAUUGAAAAUAUAAUGCAAAUUCUUGUAGGGACAUGACACAAAAACAUUUGUAGACCAUAUCUGUAGUGUGUCAUUGUUCACAGUGGUGCCGGUAGUGGUUGUGAAUCACAUCCAUGCCAUAUUGUGCAAUUCUCAUAUUAAUUUAAAAUCAUUAUGACAUGUUAUGUAUAGACUGUUGAGAUUUUAUAUUUUGUUGUUUUUGAAACAUUAUAAGAAGGCAUCAGAGUACUGCCAUAUAAAGACACAUCUUAAUUGUGCCUAAAAUUCAAACCAGUUUAUAAAACAUUCCAAACCAGUUUGUAUUUUUUUAUGUACUACUGUUAGUUUUAUACAUGUGCAAGUACAUGUAAGAUGCAUUAAAUUGUUCUUGCUGAGAAGUGUAAAAUAAUCUACUUUUCAUAUUUUUGUACAUGUGAUUAUAAAUGGACGAGGUAGUUGCUUAUCAAAGCCUUAGUCAGUGCUCAUGCCUUGCUGUUACAUUUACAAUCCAACUUUACAUUUGAAGUUGGGAUUGAAGUUUUAAUCUAGAAGUAUUAUCACAAAAGUUGUUAUACACUGUAUUUAAAGCUUAAUUGUGCAUUUUACAUGGCACAUACAGUUUUUUGUUCAAACUGAGCUAUUGUAUACUUCAGGUGCGUACAUGUAGAUGGUACACAUUUGUGUGAUAUGGUAAAGUACAUUACAUUUUGUGUCUUUGAAAUGGAAGAUAGAUAAUAUCUAUUUAGAAAGUGCUUAAAUUUAAAUGACCAUAAGAGUAAUGAGAUUUGAUAAAAGCUCAUUUAAAUUUAACUUGUAAAAACCAACAUAUGCUUUAUGAACAAAUGAAUUUUAAAGACAUUUUUGAGGUCAUGUGUAGAACCUACAAAGAAAGCCCUAUGAAGAUAAUGGAAAAAAAUUCUAUAUUCCAAGGGUGAUGCAAAAUUAUUAAGAUACAUUGUCUUAUUUCACUGGUUAUUCUGAAAAAUUGAAACUGAUUUUGUAAAGCUGAAAUAAAGGUAAUCAAAUAACAAUUGAUUUAUUCUACUUGAUACUGUGCAAUAUGUUCAAAACUGCUGAAAUGGUCACAUGUUUUAUUCAAAAAGAAAAGUGCAUUCAGCUUGUUAAUUCAAGUAGUCAAAUCUUAUGCUUGCCUGUACAUUGCUAAUAUUUAUAAAUACAUUUGCUUUGGCCUUGUUAACAGCAUGUUUUGAUGACAGCCCUCAGAUGAAUACAUUGUAUGGGCAUAAUACUUGUUUAACCAUUGUAUGUAAAUCAAGUUCUGGGAUUUCACUUAUUGUUUUUGCAUUAAAAAGCACAAAGGAAACAGAAUUUUUUUAAUAAAUUCAUGCUACAUGUAUAAUAACUGCAAAAAUACAUGUUUAACAUUUGUACUUAACUUCAAUAUGAUAUACUUAAUGAUUUGAAAUGGAAACAUAUAGGCAAUCAUUUAAAUAAUGAUUUUUCUUGUGUUAUCUAAGGAUUAAUUGCAUAUACUAUGUAUACAUUUAAAUGUUGAAAAUCGUUAGUUUUGGAACAGAUUACAUUUUUCUUUGUAUUGACAAUUGUUGAUUUUCAGUCUGUUGCAGGCAUUCAUAAAAUGACUCAAGUUAAACAGUUCUUAUGCAGAUCUAAAUUUGUAAAUUAAAAGUUUUGACAAAGUUAAGAAUUUCAAUUGGUGCCAAAACCAUUAAACCACAGCCUGUUGCUAGUGAAAAAUGAAAAACAAAAUGGUUAAGACAUAUUAAUGUAGUUUGUAAAAAAUGUCUUUUUUUGCAGGUCAGUGUAACAUUUUUUUUUAAAAGACUGGAAUUUAAGGAGAUUUACUGCAUUUGAAAGAAGCAAUUACAUUCGGUAUACUAGUGAAUAUGAAAAUAGUAUAUAAUAAAAUAUUUGUUGAGAUUUUUUUUUUCUUGUAACUUUUUGACUCUUCUAAUUUGAAAACUAACAACCACAAUUUUUGUAUACUCUGUGAAAAAUACAAAAACCACGUAUUAAAUACAUUUGGAUCCUAAGAAUUGUUAUCUGUGAAAUACUGUAUUGACUGAAAUGCUAAAGUCUAAUAUUUUGUGUAACACCAAAUGUAUGAUUACUAUACUGAACAGAUUAUCCAUCCAUAUUACUUACAAUGAUAUACUUCUCAGUAUGGUGAAUAAUUACUGUGUCUGUAUUUUACUUGAGUUUUAAGUUGAAUUUUUAAAUCAGGGUGUUUUUACUUGUUUUUUUUAAACAAACUUGUAAUUUUACACGAAUAUUUUGUUGUGAAGUUGUACAUUUCAUUAGUAUUCAUUGGAUAUGUUUAUAAAUGGAUCAUUAUUUAUUUAUUGAAGCCAUGUUUUCAUGCAUUUUAUCAUGUUUGAGCCAAAUCAAGAAUAUUUUAUUCUUUUGAUAUAUGCAAUUAUUUAUUGUUCAUUGACAUUUGUAUGAUAAGUACUUUUAUUUAUUUUUGUACAGAAGGCAUUUGUUAAGAAUCAAAGAUCUAUGUAUGUCAUAGAAAAAAUUAUAAUAGUGUUUCUUGUUAACACAGACAAAGAUGUUUAUGAUCUCAAAGUAUAGUUAUAGAUGUAGUUUUUAAGAUGUAACCAGAGGGUAUUGAUCUGCAGCCAGGGUUAAUUGUCUCUGACCCAAUAGUAAUCCUAAAAAACUAGAGGUAGAUCACUCUAAUGCCAGGAAGUCCAAAGACUUUUUUCUUAAAUUUUGACAAGCCCAUUUUGUCUCAUAUGUGUAUAUUUAUCAUGCCUAUACUUAUAUUUAAGUGAGUUGUCAUAUUAAUAGAUUCGGAUAAUGAAGCUUUAUACAUGAACAGGGUUAAAAUAUGACCAGAUAUUGCAUAACUCCAAGGCAAAUAUAAUGUUAACUGAAAGACUAUUUUUCCGUCUCCAAUUUUUCAGAGAAGAAAAAUGAUUAAAAAUAUUUUUCUUUGUCUUGGUCCAAACUUUGCCAGUUGUGCUAAACAAGACAUAGUGAUAUUUCUUUUUUAAAGGUCAGAAUAUUUGUUCUGUUUUGACUGACAUUUAAUCAUUCCUGAACAGAAUUAGCUCCCUUUACAACUAUGCCAAGAUCUCAUCUUUAAUAUCAACAAAUAAAGAUUUAAUUUAGCACUUUUUUUGUUUUAAUAUAUGUUUUAAAAUUCAUUGUCGAUUCAGUUGAAGAAAUAGUAUCAAUUUGAAAAUCUAGCAAAUCAUAUUUUUUGUUUUAAUUCAAGUGGGGAAAAUGUAAAAAUAAAAAAGAUUAGUUUGGUAUCCCCAGAUUUUCAAAAUAAUGUGAAAUGGCAUUUGUAUUGAUAUGAUUAAGUAGCUUCUUUGCUGUGUAGUUUUCUUUUUAAACCAAAAAGUAAAACCUUUGUAGCAAUAUUCUUUUUGAAGUAAUUGAUGGCAGUUGUUGGCAGCUUGUUGAAGGGAGUAAUGUGUGAUAGAAUCGUUGAUGUGAUGUACAUCUACAGCAAUACUUUUGUAUAUAUAUAUAUAAAGGAAUAAUUUAAAACAUGUUUUGUUAAUUGUAAAUACUAUAUUAUGAAUUCUAUUACUCUAUAUUAUUAUAUUUAUAGCAUACUUAAAUGAUCUGAUUUUGUAAAUAUGUUUUUCUGCCUUGUACAUUUUGUUGAUACUAGUCAGUUUUAGUUUGCAGAAGUAGGUAGCUAUGUCUCUUUUUUGGGGGAUGGGGGACAGAUAUUUCCUCUCUAAAAAGUUGCCUUUUUACCAAAGAAAAUUACUCCAAUGUAGUACAUCCCAUUGAACAGAAUGAGUUUGAGGCUAACAUAUAAAUGUAAUAAACUGUAUGGUACAAAGGUCAAAUUGUUUAUUUGCCUUAGAAAUAUGCAUAAACAACUUGUAUUUUAUUAUUGAAGAAACACUGGUGAAAUUGGAAAGCAAUCUGUAAGAAAUAUUCAACUAUAAAAUUGUAUGAACUACCCCUAUGAUAAUAUUAACUGAAACAGACACUCUGUUUAUUGCCAUAACAAAACAAAUGAAAGGAAUACAAAUUUCUCUUUUAUUUUGCCAGUCUAAUUUUGCAUGAUAUAGGGAUUACCUGUUACACUUCCUGCCAAACUACAAAUGAGACUUUAUAAGCAAGUCUUUUUUACAAGAAGCACUAUAAACAGUACAGACAGACACAUACAUGUACCAUGACAAAUCAUUGUGAUAGUGGUAUUGCUACAUGGUACAAUGUCCCACCUAGGAUAGUAGGGGGCAUUCUGAUUCAGGUCGGUACAUUGCUCAUUUGGUCUACUGUAUCAGGUUGAAGUUUCGAUUUAAGGUAGUUAACAAUGUUGUGGUCAAAUUGAAACUUAGCACACAAAUGUUCAUUAUGAUGUGAACUUUUUAAACUAUAUACUAGUAUGCAAAUUAAUGGUUUUACCCAAUUUCACAGUUCACUGAACAUGGAAAAGUGAAAGUGAGAGGGGUACAUAUCCUUGUUGUUUUCUUUUUUAUUAAUCAUCUCUGACGAGUGUACCAACCUUCCCAAUGACUUAUCAUGAUGUGCAACAAUAGUCUGCUUCAAUGCAAUGUCAUUUUUGUAUUGAAUCUCCAUCAUUGCUCUGUUUAGAUAUAUUUUAUGCUACAGAACUUAUCAAUGUGCUGAACAUUUUUAACUGCUCUUUAUUUAUGGUUAAAUAAAAGAAAACAUUCUUAAUAAUAGGUCAGUAAAAUAGAACCAAUUCCAAACGUGAUUUAAUAUCUGUACUUUCUGAUAAACAAGUUUAGAUUUAAAUUUAAUAUAUGAAUGAUACUUAAUUUGAUUUUCAUCUUAGAAUUACAUAAUACAUGUACAUUGUGUAUGUCAAUAUUCAAACUUGUGUUUUUUUUUUAAAUAUCCUUAGGGGGAGGGAUGGGACACUACUCUGUUCAAAAUUGAUUCAAUAUUUUUUUCUAGAUAUACUGGUAUGUACUAAUGAUUACAUUUUAACUGCAAGUUAUGAAUUUAUUUUAAUUGGUUGUAAAUUGUUUUUGUAUUGAAUUUUACUGAGAAAUGAUCAACUUUUAAUAAUUUUUAUUGGGAAAAUGAAUUUCAAGGGGUAUAUACAGAUGACAACUGAAUUCUGAUGGCUUGUUUUUUUUUUUUUUGUAAGUCAACCCUUGUCUCUUUUACACUUCAUACCAUAUUCAUGUCAUUACUGUAUUAUAGAGAAAUAUUUUUGCAAACAAAUUGAUAGAUUAUAUAUGUUAAUAAAUAUUUUAUACCUUG
Mytilus californianus (California mussel) is the source of this 6074-nucleotide messenger RNA. RefSeq lists its product as uncharacterized. Gene Ontology annotation, molecular function: transcription regulator activity. Lineage: Eukaryota; Metazoa; Mollusca; Bivalvia; Mytilida; Mytilidae. The coding region runs from base 216 to 947 and encodes 243 amino acids. Gene Ontology annotation, cellular component: nucleus. The record is from RefSeq and is a predicted model, not a curated record. The transcript is spliced from 2 exons.